Melanaphis sacchari is the source of this 1638-nucleotide messenger RNA. It is a transcript of the gene Lsd-1, whose product is annotated as lipid storage droplets surface-binding protein 1. NCBI's taxonomy places the organism in Eukaryota, Metazoa, Arthropoda, Insecta, Hemiptera, Aphididae. The transcript is spliced from 8 exons. The record is from RefSeq and is a predicted model, not a curated record. Gene Ontology annotation, cellular component: cytosol; lipid droplet. The coding region runs from base 141 to 1361 and encodes 406 amino acids. Gene Ontology annotation, biological process: positive regulation of triglyceride storage; lipid storage.
GCACCACAUGAUAUAUAGUAUAUAUCACAGUAACAUACAUUAAUAUUGCAGAUUGCUGAAGAUCUUCGAUUCACUCAACUGUGUGGCGUUGAAGGAGAAACAUAUCAUAGAUAUAGAUUUCCGCGAUAAAAUCACCGACAAUGACAGCUUCAAGCAAACAUGAUUUGCCUCACUUUGUGGCCAUCAACAGGAUUAUGAAAUUGCCGAUGGUAUCGUCAGGUGUCAAUAAAGUGACAUACAUUUACGUAAAAGUUAAGAUGUCGAACAGAGUGAUUGAAUACAGCCUAGAAAAUGCAGAAAAGACCGUAUUGAGCGUAGUGGACAUGUCUGUUCCAUUAGUUAUCAAAUUUGAAGAUCCGAUCAAUAAAAUUGACGAUAUUAUGUGUAAGUCAUUGGAUAUUGUCGAACAAAACGUACCGAUGGUUACUUAUACUCCAGAAGAGAUUUAUUUCACAACCAAGACCUUCGUCAAAGCCAAAGUCGAGCCGGUCCUAAACCGUGCUGACUCCGUAAAGCAGCUCACCAUGUUGGACGACGCAUUGAGCGUGGCCGAUAAAUACGUGGACAAAUACUUGCCAGACAAGGAUCCAGGCGAAGACGUCGCUGACAAACCAAUCCCGAUCUAUACAAUGUUUCGGCAAUAUAUUGUGUUGUUGUUACCUACUGCAGGUACAGAGCCGUCUAGUCAAGCAGUGAAAACUAUACGACACGUCAACCACUUUUCCAGGAAAUUGCAAAGACGUUUGACACGUAGAACGAUUGCCGAGGCUAAGCUGCUCAAAAAACAGGGAUACGAUACUGUCCAAUGCUUCGUAUAUUUUGCAGAUCUCUUGGCCAAAGAUCCUAAAGCAUUUUCGGAAAAAAUGAAGGCCAUAUGGAAACACCUUAGCGAGGACGAACCAGAAAAUCAAAAACCACCGGAGAACAUUGAACAGCUCAUCGAAAUGUUAUCGAGGGAGGGAGCUAGGCGUUUCGUGCACGUGACAAAUUUUUUAGCCAAAAACAUCAGUAUGGGACCCGCAUACUUGGGACAUACAAUCACCUACGUUACCCAGGAGGCUGCUAUCUUGGCGGAUCAAAUUAUAAAGUACGCCCAUUUGGAAAAUGCAAAAGGCAUAGUUGUGCAAUUUACCAAUGAACAGUUAGCCAAAUAUAAGGAAUUUAUUGAAGAUAUAAGAAAAUUAAUACUGGAAUAUUUAUCGUCAACGUCUUCGAAAAUAAAUGAACCCAAAAAGAAAGAAACCAAAAAAGACAAUAAAAACAGCGUCACGGUUGCAAAUACCAAACCUUCAAAAGACAAGGGGAAUACUACACCGGCACCAACUCCAGCUACCAAUGUAACGACUAACGGAAAACCUUAGUUCUAAGUUUUAUUUAAAUAUUCAACCAUCGAAUACUGCAUAAUAUUUUUGUCAGUUUAUUAAUUUUAUUUUAUUUUACACGCGUCUGAUUUCUAGAAUUCUUUGUACUUUUGUUUUGUUUGCUUCUUAUUUUUUUUAUAAUAUGUGAAAUUAUUGCAUUAUAAUAUUAUAAUACAUGAUAAUGUGAUUAUAAAAUAUGUAUUGUUCUGAUUUUGGAAUUGUAUGGUUUUCUCACAAAUAUUUAUGAUUUGUAACAGGAAGCAAAUAUGUAAAUUAU